Rhododendron vialii is the source of this 597-nucleotide messenger RNA. RefSeq lists its product as uncharacterized. The record is from RefSeq and is a predicted model, not a curated record. Gene Ontology annotation, molecular function: double-stranded DNA binding. Lineage: Eukaryota; Viridiplantae; Streptophyta; Magnoliopsida; Ericales; Ericaceae. Gene Ontology annotation, cellular component: chloroplast. Gene Ontology annotation, biological process: chloroplast organization; regulation of DNA-templated transcription. The transcript has a single exon. The coding region runs from base 1 to 597 and encodes 198 amino acids.
AUGUCAUCAGAAAGGUCCCCAGUCAUUGUGUCCAAUCCAGAGAAAACCCUUUUGCCCAAACUCGAAUUUUUCAAAUCUAAAGGCUUUUCAAGCACAGAUGUAGUCAAAAUAAUGUCCCUAACGCCAAAACUUCUUAAAAGAAGCUUAGAAAACCAAAUCAUCCCAUCUUUCGAGUUCGUUAAGAAUUUGAUUGGAUCGAAGGAGAGAGCUUUAUCUACUAUUAAACGCUCAGCUGGUCCGCUUUUGGUUGAUCUCGAGAGUCGUAUGGCACCCAAUGUUGACACUCUGCGGGAGGUCGAUGUGCUAGAUGCAAAAAUUGCAUUCUUGUUGACAUACCAACCUAGAGUAUUCACUUCGAGUCGUGAGAGAUUUAGCGAGAUUGUGGUGGAGGUAAAAGGAAUGGGUUUUAACCCUAUGAGAAAGUCCUUUGUUGUAGCAGUUCAAGCAUUGAGCUCAAUGAGUAAGCCUGUGUGGGAGAAGAAGAUUCAGGUUUAUAAGAAGUGGGGUUUGUCUAUGGAUGAAAUUCUUGGGGCUUUUGGGAAGCAUCCGUGGUUUAUGUUGGCAUCCGAGGAAAAGAUCACAAGAAUUGGUCAAUAA